UUGCCGCUUUUAUCAAGAGAUUGUGCGCUUAGUGGGAUUCCCUCGCCCAAAAUGGCGUUGUGGUCCAACCUUAUCUCGAUGCAGAUUCCCGAGAACGUCAAUGAGCCUCCUCCAACCAUGGUAUUGUGCUCCAAAGAAACAUUGAAAGAUUUAGAGAGACUGAAAAACGACAAGGAUAAGCAGACGAAGAGUGGCACAACAAAGCCAGACGAUGUCGACAAUGAAGACAAUCCCGAAUGUGACGAGGUUGUUAGAUUAGAAGAUGACACUGACAAAGAAGUUGACUGUCUUAUAAGAGACUUGCUUUCUGAAUGUGAUAAACAACUCGAAAAUGUCGAAGUUACAACUGAAGGCGUUCUUACCAAGGAAGAUCUGAAGACGGAUAAAGAAAAACUACAAAAAGACAAAGAAUCUAUUGAAAAAUCUAUUUCAGAAAUAAAAGGAAUUACAAUAGCUAUUCAGGCUAAAUGUGACCAACUGAUUGAAAAGGUCAGUCAAUCCAUCCAUAAAUUGAUGAACACUUUAGAAGACAAGAAAGCAGUGAUGUUAGAAGAGAUAACAUCAAGUUUUAAAAUCCAGUUGGAUAAGUUGUGCCUUCAUAAAGCUAAACUUGAGGAGGGAUUGGAAACUGCAGAAGAUUUAGAAAAGAAAGUUGAAAAAGCUGUGGAUUUACCAGAGUCUGAAUUUUUAGAUGAAUGUGUGGAUGUUAAAAAUAGUUUAAUUAUUGCAGCUGAUAUGAUGGAGGCCAUAAACACUGAUCACCAUGCUAUUAAAAAUACUAGCAUACCACUAGAAUUUAACAAGGUUCUUUAUGUGACCAGAAAAUACAAACUUAGAAAAAUGGAUUUGCUCAAGAGGAGUGAAAAGACAAUGAUUGAUGUCAUUAAAGAAGAAAUGAAAAAAAAAGCUUCUGAAAAGAAAGAUGAGACAAAUGUGGAAUUAGAAUGUGACACACGAAAGACACUGGAGAAUCUAUUAUCAUUCUGCCAAACGCCAGGUACACAAACUAAAUCGGUAUCAUCAAGUGUUGUAACAGGAACACAGGGUACAAGUAAUCUAAUCUCAAGUACACCAGUAGCAAAGCUGGUGAGAACUUUAGCAUCCACACCCCAGGUUGCUACUACUACUACUACUCAAGUUGCACCAUAUUCACUAGGAAUAUUGAAUGGGGCUAUGCUUGGAUCUGGAGUAUCAGGACAGUCAUUGUUGCUAUCUAGACAAUAUCAGCGACCUGGAAUGCAAACAUUACAAGGAACAUCGGGUACAUCAAUACAAUAUGUUACUCAGCCUGUCAUCCAAAAUUUGCAAGUUGUCAGACAAAAUACUGGAACACAACAAAUGCAGAUAAUGAAUGCAGCCUCAGUUGCUGUGCCGACUGGAAUCACACAAUCUCGACUGCAGACUGGCGUGUACAAUACUGUUCCAAAUUACCAGGCUUUUCAACAACCUACACAAUUGAUGGGAUCUAAUCGUCAGUUUGUUUAUAUGCCAAUGACCACUGCCCAGGCACCAAGGAAUUUUUCAAAUACUGCUACUGUUAACACUGUAAGACAGCAAUUAGCUGUGAGACCUGUCGGUACUGCUAUCAGAUCAACAUUCAGACCGCAGAAUGCUGUAAAUAAAAUUACCAAUUACACCCAACCACCUGCUGUGAAAUCAGUAAUUGGGUUAAAUCAACUAAAGAGAAAACUGGAAGGGCCAAAUGUUGCCUGGGGUCCAAAAUCUAAAAGGAAGAUGCCUGCCUGUAGAAUUCAUCUGAUGAAGUAUUAUAGCAACCAAGAUUAUGCAUGCCGGGAUAGAUGUAAUGAAACUCAAAUGACUAUUAACAGAUAUAUGAGGAAGAAAAUGAGAAUUCUUGAUAUUUGCCUUGAUGAUUGCACUGCUCAUCCGCUUCUGGAAGUGUUGAAUCCAAAACAAGUCAAGUUAAAAUUCAACAAGAAAAUGAAGUCUUGUAGCUGUACCCCUCAACCUGUCCUGGCAUUUAAGGAUGUAUCAUUCAGCAUACUUGGUAGUAGACCUCUGCCAAUAGGACGAUGUUAUUGGGAAGUGAUGGUGCCAAUAUGUGGUUUCAGCGUUGGUAUUGCAACUGGAUCUGUACCUCGUAAUAGAGCAUUAGGUUACAAUGUUGCAUCAUGGUGUGUCAAGUAUGAACCAACUGUAGGCAUGUGUUUUGUACAUAAUAGUCAUCAGAAUCCAGUGACUUUGUACAACACAUCUAUUAGAACAAUAGGAGUCUUACUCGACAGGGAAACUGGUGUCUUAGAAUUCCUGAAUGCUGAAGACAAAACUACUUUAGUGAAAGUCCAUACAAAGUUUGCUGCAGCACUGUAUCCUGCUUUUAGUCUCUCUGGUCAUGGAUGUUUAACUGUUACAGCAGGAUUUCCAUAUCCAACUGAUAUACAAGGCAGGAGAAAGCAGCUGUUUUAUCCUGUUCAGAGCCCAGCAGCAACUGCCUCAACCUCCCAAGGCGUUAAAUAAUUUAUUGGUUCAAUCUUGUUCUCACCAUGUCUAACCAUUGACUGGCUUUGUUGGGCAGACAAUCACAUUGGCAAUGCAUCAUACAUCUUGGGAUGUAUAUGUCCAUUC
This is a messenger RNA of Saccoglossus kowalevskii, 2586 nucleotides long. RefSeq lists its product as uncharacterized. NCBI's taxonomy places the organism in Eukaryota, Metazoa, Hemichordata, Enteropneusta, Harrimaniidae. Gene Ontology annotation, molecular function: protein binding. The record is from RefSeq and is a predicted model, not a curated record.